Molecule: messenger RNA, 1398 nt
Organism: Arachis ipaensis
Lineage: Eukaryota; Viridiplantae; Streptophyta; Magnoliopsida; Fabales; Fabaceae
Source: RefSeq, a predicted model, not a curated record
CCAUUUUCACCAACUCGGCUUGCAUUUGCACAGUGCUGGUAAUGACGUAAUCUUAGUCUCACCCAGAGAUUCAUUUGAAAGUUGGAACACACAACGGGGCGGCUACUGAAGAAAGAAGAGCAGACGCCGUCGUAUUAAUCCCUAAGCGUCGAACAUGGAAGCAACACCAAACACACAACAACAAGACGAUGAUGAUAUCGUUUGCUUAGAUGCGUCCUUCUUCCUCAAUGACAAUUACCAGCUUACGAACUUCACAUUUGGAUCCCAAGACAUUCAGCUCUUCUGUCUCCAAUCCGCUUCAACUGAUUUUGAUUUGACAGGGCAGCUGGUAUGGCCGGGAGCCAUGCUGCUAAAUGAUUAUCUUUCAAAGAAUGUUGAAAUGCUGCGGGGUUUCACUGCCAUCGAAUUGGGUUCUGGUGUUGGUAUUACUGGAAUACUUUGCAGCAGAUUCUGCCAUAAAGUUGUGAUGACGGACCAUAAUGAAGAAGUGCUAAAGAUUUUAAAUAAAAAUAUAGAGCUCCAUUCAUGUUCCGACAAUACUAGUCCUUCUUCUCGCGGAUUAUUUGCCAAUAAACUGGAAUGGGGGAACUCUGAUCAGAUCAAUGACAUUUUACAAAAUCAUCCAGGAGGUUUUGACCUUGUCCUUGGAGCUGACAUCUGUUUUCAGCAGUCAAGCGUCCCUAUGCUAUUCAAUACUGUUGAACAACUAUUGUGGGCUGGAGAGGGCAGGAGAUGCAAAUUCAUACUAGCCUAUGUAUCACGAACUAAGACCAUGGAUUCAAUGAUUCUUAUCGAAGCCUCUAAGCACCAGAUGCAGAUGAAAGAAGUGCCUGGAACUCGGCGCAUUGUCGGAAAUCUUGAAGGAGUCAUCUACGAAAUUACACUCGGGUCAAAGCAUUAAAUAUAUUUUAGUUGGAGUGACAUGGUGUAUGAUAACCAAAACAGAUUUGAGGGUUUGGGCUUUUGUUCAACUGUUUCUUUCUCGAUCUGUCUAACCAGCAAGGCGUUGUUGAGGACACAUGAUUUUCUUCAAAUAGAUACAAGGCAGAUAAAAAGGACAUGAUAGGAAGGUUGCUUUUCUUGUUUCAAUUUGAAGGGAUCCACAAUAACCAUUGGAGUUUUUCAGGACACUAGAUUGGAGUAUAGUCUUUCAUAAAGCUCUAUAUACACAUGCCCAACUAUGUAGCAUGCCCCUAGUCCCUUUACAACCGAUGAAUCUUUGAAGUUUGAACUAGUUCAUUGACCAGGUUUCAUGUACAAUUUUAUUUUCUUAGCCUUGCGCAUAGUCAAGAUGGAUAUGUCUUAAAUGAACACAGUUGUAAUCUGAAACUUGAUGGUCUCCUUGAAGAAGUUUUAAGAAUAUGAAAUUACAUUCAGACAUUGAAAAGGUCAUCCCCA